AUGGGAACAUUUAUUUCCUCGAAAUAUGGUAAACAUCUACAGUUUAAUAUUACAUUACAAAAUACCUGGAAGUUCUGUUCUCCGAGGGGCUUCAAUGAAGUACCUUUAAAAUUCUACUAUGUUCCACCAGUCUACAAGAAUGAAGCCGCGAUAUUGGAUUCCUCAAAAGGUCUAAAAAGCUUAAGGGCCGUCCGCUGUUUUUUGUUGCUGUUGGCGGCGGUAACGAGCACAAGUGCGUCCAAAUGCAGCCGACUCAUAGACGGCACCACCAUGCCACGGUCGAACGCCGAUGGGAGAUACCAUCUCUUCAUCACGCUGUUCAACCGAACGGAAAUGGUCUUCUCGUACAUGCCCAAUACCCGAUAUACUGUGACCCUGCAAGCGGAGGGUAUCGGAAUGAUCCCGAGGAGAUUUACUAGAUUUCUGAUAUCCAGCGAACCUGAAGGCGACGACGAUGGUUCAGAUAGCGGUGUCUUCGAUCUCCAGGACGAGUCAUUGACGAGGUACUCCGAAAUUUGCCCGAACGCCGUUGUGGAAACCUCGAAGGUGCCAAAGGAGGAAAUUUUUGUGGCCUGGACUAGUCCUUCCGAAGGUAGCGGUUGCAUAUUUAUCAGGGCAACGAUAUUGGAAACGCCGGAUACGUGGUACAUGGAUGAUCCGAACUUAGCUCUGAAGAUCUGCCAGGACUCGAGGGCCGAGGCGGACGAUCAAGGCCCGGUGUUGCAAGAGUGCUACGCCUGCGACGAGGCAAAGUACGAAGUUACUUUCGAAGGACUUUGGUCGAGAAAUACCCACCCUAAGGACUUCCCUAGCAAGGGAUGGCUCAUUCGAUUCUCAGAUGUGAUUGGAGCAUCUCAUACGGUAGAUUACAGAUUUUGGAGGUACAACGGCAUGGCCAGCAUUGGUUUGCGACAAGUCGCUGAACUUGGAUCGACUAGGAAGCUGGAAUCAGAAUUAAAAGAGGAAAGCGAGCAUAUCCGGACGAUAAUUAAAGCUAGAGGUAUAAGCUACCCCAACGUCACUGGCAAAACUUUUGCAGUGUUCCGCGUCGACCGGAAGCACCAUCUCAUGUCCUUGGUGUCCAUGCUUGACCCCUCCCCGGAUUGGAUAGUCGGAGUCUCGGGUCUGGAGCUGUGUCUCUCUAAUCGCUCGUGGAUCGAGCACAAGGAGCUGAAUCUUUAUCCUUACGACGCGGGCACUGAUGACGGGAUCACUUAUUUAUCACCAGACGCGGAAUCGGAUCCGCAAGAGCCUAUUCGUCGCAUAACAUCGACGUACCCAAACGACUCAAGGUCUCCAUUCUAUGAUCCCUUCGGCCUGGACAUGAAACCUCUCGCCAGACUUUAUUUAAAUCGGCAGAGACUCUACGAGAAGACUUGCGACGACGCGACCGAUGAAACGACUGAUACAGGUGCUACUACCCCUCAGCCAGGCAGUAACCGAAAAAAUAAAGCCUGCAGAGUGACACCAUGGGGUCCUUGGAGUGCGUGCUCGGUGACAUGCGGUCGUGGCAGUCAGCUCAGACAGAGGCAUUACCGGGACGAGGUCGCCGCCUCGCUGAACAAGUGCAGCGCCAACUUAACUGACAGGGCGACAUGUUACGGGAAAAGUCCCCAUUGCAGCAAAGCAGGCCGUCACGCUGGUUUACUGGAGACCGAGAUGUGCGCGCUGGACGAGUGGAGCAGCUGGAGUUCUUGCACGACGACAUGCGGCCCCGGCCAUCAAACGAGAUCGCGGAACUUCCGCGAGAAGAAGCACCGGAAACAGUGCAAAGCGAUCCCGGAUGGGCCGGAACUUCAGCAGACGAUCAGUUGCGAGAACGUUCCGUGCCCGGACGAGGAUCUCGACGAGGUAAGAGAACCAUCUAGCCAGGAGGAGGACAAUGAGAAUGAUGAACAGGAAGACAAUGGUGACGGAGAGGAUUACGAGGGAGAGGAACCGGCGGUGGAGGUAACCGAGGAAUGGCUGCAGAAGUGUCCCGAGGAUCGCUACACGCCGUGGUCCCUCUGGUCUCCGUGCAGCUCUAGUUGUGGUCCUGGGGUACAACUGAGAUCCAGACUCGUGGAUAAAAAUUGGAGCAGUUUGGGGGACAAGGACGACGACGUCAGCCUCGAAGAGUGCAAACAACAGCAGGCUGCCUGCGUGGCUAAUAUUCCAACAUGUGAUUUCUCAAAGGAAGAAGCAGAACAUAUUUGCAGUGAACCGAUGAAGAAAGGAAGUUGUAACGGCAAUAUUUUAAGGGCCUACUUUGACACACAGUCGCGCCGCUGUCGAUUAUUCAGCUUUUCCGGCUGCGAUGGAAACCGCAAUAAUUUUCAGACUGAACAGGACUGCAACAAUGUCUGCAACGAUUACCAGAGAGAGUUACGAACAAACUCAUCAACACCGGUGAAAAGCUAUAAGGUGUCUCUCAGCAGCGUUCUCAGCUAUCAUAUACCCGCGCAGGAGCAGCGCAGCGGGAAGACGAAACGAGCUCAUUAUGAAAGUCUAAUGUUCAAAGGCAUGGAGGCCGACAGUCAGGUCAUAGAAUCGCCUGACAACAUGGAAAGUGUCGAUUGCGAGGUGUCCGAAUGGAGUAAGUGGUCGAAAUGCAUAGGUUGUAGAGGAUACACAGUUAGUACCAGAGAUAUUACGGUUUUACCGAGAGGUAAUGGCAAAAAUUGUCCAAAGAAACGUCAUCGUAAAAAAAAAUGCCACAAAAUUCCACCGUGCUCCCUACAAGGCGACGGACCAGGUCGGCGUACUUACCGUGACCGAAAUUCAGCAGCAGAAGAAAAUGAAAUUUCAGUUGAUUGCAAAAUGACACAAUGGUCCAGUUGGUCACGUUGCUCAGCAACUUGUGGAGAGGCAUCAGAAUACAGGAUAAGAACAGUCAAAAUUCGUCCCCUAGGUCCCAGGGGCAAGCUGUGCCCUGCUCUCGUAGAGUACAAAAAAUGUCACAGAAUAGAGUGUCCGUAA
Molecule: messenger RNA, 2958 nt
Organism: Dufourea novaeangliae
Lineage: Eukaryota; Metazoa; Arthropoda; Insecta; Hymenoptera; Halictidae
Product: spondin-1
Exons: 18
Coding region: 1-2958 (985 amino acids)
Biological process (GO): cell adhesion
Cellular component (GO): extracellular matrix
Molecular function (GO): serine-type endopeptidase inhibitor activity
Source: RefSeq, a predicted model, not a curated record